Messenger RNA from Topomyia yanbarensis, 2867 nucleotides. RefSeq names its product probable RNA-binding protein 19. The coding region runs from base 109 to 2667 and encodes 852 amino acids. Gene Ontology annotation, molecular function: RNA binding. Lineage: Eukaryota; Metazoa; Arthropoda; Insecta; Diptera; Culicidae. The record is from RefSeq and is a predicted model, not a curated record. The transcript is spliced from 5 exons.
CAAAACAGUGGCACGUGUAUCAUUAACAGCUACUUAAUUUUAUUAUUUUGUAGUGAAAAACGAUACAGUAAAAUAACUCACACCCAAUUAUAUUACAAUAUUUAAAAUAUGUCACGAAUUAUUGUUAAGAACAUCCCAAAUGGGAUCACCGAGUCCAAAUUACGUGAUCACUUCAGUCGCUGCGGAAUCGUAACGGAUGUUCAACUGAAAUACACGCCUGAAGGAAAAUUUCGAAACUUUGGAUUUAUUGGCUUCGAAUCAGAGCAACAGGCAACGCAAGCAAUUCAGCACUUCAAUAAUACUUUUCUGAGAACAUCGAAAAUAGCCGUGGCUCCAUGUGUGGCCCUUGGAGAAGUUAAAGAGAUUAAAACGUGGAGCAAGUAUAGUACUAAAAAUGUCGAGGAAAGUACUAAGAAAAAACCUAGCACAUAUAAAAUUGAAACAGCUGACGAGAUUUUGCAGAAGCACAAAAACGAUCCCAUGUUCAAAGAAUUUGUGGAAACCCAGAAAAAAGCAGGAUUAGCGGUUUGGGACAAUCAAUUGCAGCAAGACAGUCAGGAGUCGCAAACCGAUCAUGAUCAGUCAGAAGAGAUUUCCUAUGGGGCAAGGGAUGUACAACAGACAGAGGCCAAAGAACGAAAAUUAGUUAAUCUGUUCGUAGUAAAAAUUCACAACAUCCCAACCAAAACAAAGCGCCAGGAUUUGUUUCGCUUCUUUAAACCAAUCAAGCCGUAUUCGAUUCGAAUACCGCCAAAGCAGAAAGGAUUUGCAUAUGUGGGCUACAAAACGGAAGCUGAGUUGAGGAAAGCUUUGCUGAAAGAUAAAAGUUUUCUUGGGGGAAAACAGGUCAAAGUGGUUGAUUUUUCCGCCAAAGAUCGGUUGCGAACUGGGGCAGCGAAGAAGUCUGUUAAGAGUGAAAAUCCUAAAUGGAUUAGACAGAAAGAAUCUGUUUGCAGUGACAGUAUCGUUGAGAGUGGAAAGUUGUUCUACCGCAAUUUGGCAUAUUCGGUUAAGGAAGAAGAUUUAAAAGGGUUAUUUGAGCAAUUUGGACCUGUAGCAGAGAUUGAUUUACCAAUUGAUUUUAACACUAGAAAGCUGAAGGGUUUCGGAACGGUUACUUUCCUAUUACCUGAGCAUGCUGUUCUAGCUUAUAACAACCUAAAUGGGACAUUCUUCCAUGGACGGAUGUUUCACAUAUUACCUGCAAAAGUGGAUGAAUCGGAGCGAACGAACACAGAGGAAGACAAUUCUGGACUGAGCUUCAAACAGAAGAAAGUGAAGAAAUUGCAAAAAACAGCUCAAUCAUCGCAUAACUGGAACACAUUGUUUAUGGGUGAAAAUGCCAUUGCUGAGGUCAUAGCGAAAAAGUACGGAAAGUCUAAAGAGGAAGUACUUAGCACUGAUGGGGGCACCACAAGCGCAGCGGUACGAUUGGCAUUGGGUGAAACAGAAAUCGUUAUGGAAAUGCAAAAGUUUCUAGAGGAUUGUGGGAUACAUCUUGAUGCUUUUAACGAGGUUACCAAAAAUAGAUCUAACACCACAAUUUUGGCCAAGAAUUUACCAGCGGAAACACAAGUGGCUGAGAUCACCGAGCGAUUUGAGAAAUUUGGGCUGCUGGGACGAGUAAUAUUGCCACCAAGUGGAAUUACAGCGGUGGUUGAAUUUCUGGAUUCUAGUGAAGCUAAAAAGGCAUUCAAAAAACUAGCGUACACACGUUUCAAGUCACUGCCUCUCUAUCUCGAGUGGGCACCAGAGAAUAUUUUCAAAAAAACAGAAAAGACCGACAAGCGCACGACGGCAGACGAAAUCAAAGAAAAGCGGAAUAAUUCAAACAAGCAGCACGAGCCAUCAGUCGAAUCUCCCAAAAAGGAAAAUUCCAUUGCUACGGAGAAUACCGAGCAAUCCGAUGUACAAGUUGAGGAAGGCACAACUCUGUUCAUCAAAAACCUCAGUUUCAAAACUAACGAGGACACGAUAAAAGAAACAUUCAGGAAUGUCGGUGCAAUUCAUUCCAUACAAGUAGUGCGCAAGAAGGUAGACGAUCGAACCGAAAGUCGGGGUUAUGGCUUCAUACAGUUUAAGCUCAGAAAAUCGGCGGAUAUUGCGUUAAAAAAUCUGCAAUCAGUUCAAAUAGAUGGCCGAAAAGUGGAACUGUCUCGCAGCGAUCGGGUUCUAAAUGCAGAAAGUGCGACUACGGGUAGGAAGGUUUCAAAGUUCAAGAAGCAAACGGGCACAAAAAUUCUCGUUAGGAACGUUCCGUUCCAAGCGAAUGUAAAAGAAAUUCGUGAUCUUUUCUGCGUGUUUGGAGAGCUGAGAUCUGUCCGGCUACCCAAAAAGCUGGUGUCCGGCGCGGAUGAAGGUCAUCGCGGUUUUUGUUUUGUUGAUUUUAUCACCGAAGACGAUGCUAAACGGGCAUUCGAAUCGUUGUGUAGUAGUACUCACUUGUACGGCCGUCGACUGGUACUAGAAUGGGCAGAAGCAGAAGAUGAUGUUGAGGAUUUAAGAAAACGUACGGUUGACAAGUUUGUCGGAGCACGGGGAGUUAACGAGGCGAAACGAAGCCGCAAAGGUGUAUUUGAUUCAUCGCAGAUCAGCGAAGUAAGCGGAAAGGAUGGCACCGAAAGUUUGGCUGUAGACGAUGAGGAUGAAAUGGAUGCUGUGUUUUGAGAACAAUAAAUACGUUAUUUAAAAUCCAACGAUGUCAUUUCAUAUUGUCCAGUGGUACCGUGACAUGCCCUAAUACCGUGAGGUUGAGAACGUUUCAUGUAAAACUUGAGUCAAAAAAUGAAAAUUUUUGAUGAACGGUUGUGACUCACUUUACAUUAAAUAUAUUUGUUAUGAAAAAUAAAAGUUAUAUGUACUGCUCA